Brienomyrus brachyistius is the source of this 2325-nucleotide messenger RNA. RefSeq names its product probable ATP-dependent RNA helicase DDX5. The coding region runs from base 117 to 1985 and encodes 622 amino acids. The record is from RefSeq and is a predicted model, not a curated record. NCBI's taxonomy places the organism in Eukaryota, Metazoa, Chordata, Actinopteri, Osteoglossiformes, Mormyridae. Gene Ontology annotation, cellular component: ribonucleoprotein complex; nucleus; cytoplasm. The transcript has 13 exons. Gene Ontology annotation, biological process: alternative mRNA splicing, via spliceosome. Gene Ontology annotation, molecular function: RNA helicase activity; ATP binding; RNA binding.
CUGUUAUAGGAAAGACACCGGCAUUUUUAGCAUCAUCACUGCUAGCCGGGUCCACUUAGGUACUUUUGUUUUAACGAUUAGUGCAGUAUUUUUAUUUUUUACUUUUUGUUUACACUAUGCCUGGUUAUUCGGACAGAGAUCGUGGGAGAGAUAGAGGGUAUGGCGGUGGACCACCGCGUUUCGGGGGUAGCAGGAGUGGGGGGUCCUCCGGAAAGUACGGCAAUCCGGGCGAAAGAUUGCGCAAGAAGCACUGGAACCUUGAGGAACUCCCCAAGUUCGAGAAGAACUUCUACCAGGAGCACCCUGAUGUGACCCGCCGGUCAAAUCAAGAGGUUGAAGAGUACAGGAGAAGUAAAGAGAUCACGGUGAAAGGUAGAGAUUGCCCAAACCCUACAAUGAAGUUCCAUGAAGCUAGCUUCCCAACGUACGUGAUGGAUGUAAUCACCAAGCAGAACUUCACAGAACCCACGCCCAUCCAGGCUCAGGGCUGGCCCUUGGCUUUGAGUGGCAAGGAUAUGGUGGGAAUUGCGCAGACAGGAUCUGGCAAAACCCUUUCGUACUUGUUGCCAGCCAUUGUCCAUAUUAACCACCAGCCUUUUCUGGAGCAUGGGGAUGGCCCAAUUUGCCUGGUUUUGGCCCCGACUCGAGAGUUGGCACAGCAAGUUCAGCAGGUUUCUGCUGAAUACGGGAGAGCUUCCCGGCUGAAAUCCACCUGCAUCUAUGGCGGUGCCCCAAAAGGACCACAGAUCCGUGACUUGGAGCGAGGGGUGGAGAUCUGUAUUGCAACUCCCGGACGUCUCAUUGACUUCCUGGAGGCAGGAAAGACUAACCUUCGACGUUGCACUUACCUGGUUCUGGAUGAGGCUGACCGGAUGCUGGACAUGGGGUUUGAGCCACAGAUCCGGAAAAUCGUGGACCAAAUCAGGCCUGAUAGACAAACGCUCAUGUGGAGCGCCACCUGGCCCAAGGAGGUGCGGCAGCUGGCUGAGGACUUCCUGAAGGAGUACGUGCAGAUCAAUGUGGGCGCUCUGCAGCUGAGCGCCAAUCACAACAUCCUGCAAAUCGUUGAUGUCUGCAAUGAUGGAGAGAAGGAUGACAAACUUCUUCGUCUACUGGAGGAGAUCAUGAGCGAGAAGGAGAACAAGACUAUCAUUUUUGUGGAGACAAAGCGGCGAUGUGACGACCUCACAAGGCGCAUGAGAAGAGAUGGCUGGCCAGCAAUGGGCAUCCAUGGUGAUAAGAGUCAGCAGGAGAGGGACUGGGUUCUGAAUGAGUUUAAAUUUGGAAAGGCGCCCAUCCUUAUUGCCACAGAUGUUGCUUCAAGAGGUCUCGAUGUGGAAGAUGUGAAGUUUGUUAUCAAUUACGACUACCCCAACUCCUCUGAGGAUUACAUCCACCGCAUCGGCCGCACGGCCCGCAGCCAGAAGACGGGCACCGCCUACACCUUCUUCACCCCCGGCAACAUGAGGCAGGCCAGUGACCUGGUGUCCGUGUUGCGUGAGGCAAACCAAGCCAUCAAUCCAAAGCUCCUCCAGAUGGCAGAAGACAGAGGAGGUCGUUCAAGGGGGGGAAGAGGUGGCGGCUAUAGGGAUGAUCGACGGGACAGGUACUCUUCGAACAGGAGGGAUUUCGGCAGCUUUAGGGACCGAGACGGUGACAGGGGAUUUGACAGCGGACCAAAAAAGGCAUUCGGCACCAGCACGCAGAAUGGAGGCUACGCGGCCGGCGGUUAUGACACCGGCAUCAGCGCUAGCAGUGCUGCCUACGCGGCGGCCUACAGCAGUAACGGACAGGCAGCCUUUACCGCCAGCCAGGCCGCUGCAUUUGGGGCCCAGAACUUCCAGAACCAGCAGUUUGCUGCAGCCCAGGGUGCUGCCCCCGACGUCAUGGCCCACCCCCAAUUCCCGUUCAACCCCCAGCAGCCUCCACAGCAGCCCCCACAGCCGAUGGUCCCUUACCCCCUGCCCCCAGCAUUCCCUCAGUGAAAUAUGCACACUGUAGGGGUAAUUUAUUGCUUUAUCCUAAAAGUUCAAUAUCCUUUACCCAAAAAUUGUACUUGUUCUGUUUUUUGAUUAUUUUUUUUUACAGCAGGAUCGAUACAACAUUCUACACCUCUAACAAAGGGUCAUGUGAUCUAUGGGGCAGCCAUAGUAACGGUGCACUCAUUUUACUAUUUAAUUUUUAUUACAUUCCGCUGUAACCUUAGUCAAUCUUUUUGUACUAGUCAAUGCAAGCCCUCCUGGUUUAUUGUAAUGUUGGAAGUGAUAUGUUUGGAUCUUAACACGAGGCACUGCAUGGCCUUUGAAAUAAAACAAAAAGGAAUCA